Molecule: messenger RNA, 1805 nt
Organism: Mandrillus leucophaeus (drill)
Lineage: Eukaryota; Metazoa; Chordata; Mammalia; Primates; Cercopithecidae
Gene: DONSON
Product: downstream neighbor of SON
Exons: 10
Biological process (GO): nuclear DNA replication
Cellular component (GO): nucleus
Source: RefSeq, a predicted model, not a curated record
AUGGGGCAGUUUUUAGAUUCUAAUCAAGAAAAUGAUUUGCUAUGGGAAGAGAAGUUCCCUGAAAGAACAACUGUUACUGAAUUACCCCAGACUUCACAUGUAUCGUUCUCCGAGUCUGAUAUUCCGUCCUCAGAAAAUACUGAGUUACCUGUGGACUGGAGUAUUAAAACCCAACUCCUUUUCACCUCUUCUCAACCCUUUACCUGGGCAGAUCAUUUGAAAGCACAGGAAGAGGCUCAAGGUCUUGUCCAGCAUUGUAGGGCAACAGAAGUUACUUUGCCUAAAAGUAUACAGGAUCCCAAACUCUCCACUGAGCUCCGUUGUGCCUUCUAGCAGAGCCUUAUCUAUUGGCUCCACCCUGCUUUGUCUUGGCUACCACUGUUCCCUCGUAUUGGAGCUGAUAGAAAAAUGGCUGGAAAGACAGGUCCUUGGUCAAAUGAUGCAACCCUGCAGCAUGUUUUAAUGAGUGACUGGUCCGUGAGCUUUACUUCUCUAUAUAAUUUGCUGAAGACAAAACUUUGCCCCUAUUUCUACGUUUGUACCUAUCAGUUUACUGUCCUGUUCCGAGCAGCAGGAUUAGCUGGAAGUGACUUAAUCACAGCUCUCAUAUCUCCUACAACUCGAGGUUUAAGAGAAGCUAUGAGAAACGAAGGUAUUGAAUUUUCUCUGCCUUUAAUAAAAGAAAGUGGCCAUAAGAAGGAGACAGCAUCUGGAACAAGCUUGGGAUAUGGGGAGGAGCAAGCCAUCAGUGAUGAGGACGAAGAGGAAAGUUUUUCCUGGCUGGAAGAGAUGGGUGUGCAAGAUAAAAUUAAAAAGCCAGACAUACUUUCUAUCAAGCUUCGUAAAGAGAAACAUGAAGUACAGAUGGAUCACAGACCUGAGUCUGUUGUGUUGGUAAAAGGAAUCAACACCUUUACAUUGCUCAAUUUUUUGAUUAACUGUAAGAGUUUAGUUGCUACCUCAGGUCCACAGGCAGGACUUCCUCCAACCCUCUUGUCCCCUGUUGCUUUCCGAGGUGCCACAAUGCAAAUACUUAAGGCACGAAGUGUAAAUGUGAAGACACAAGCUCUUUCUGGAUACAGAGACCAGUUUAGUUUGGAGAUUACAGGUCCUAUCAUGCCUCAUUCUCUGCAUUCACUGACCAUGCUGCUCAAAUCUUCACAGAGUGGAUCUUUCUCUGCAGUACUACAUCCACACGAGCCAACUGCUGUAUUUAACAUCUGCCUGCCAGUGGACAAAGUACUUGAUAUGGAGGUUGUUCAUAAGGAGCUUACUACCUGUGGUUUGCACCCUAACACUCUGGAGCAACUUAGUCAAAUACCAUUACUUGGGAAAUCAGCUUUACGGAAUGUGGUGCUGAGAGACUACAUUUAUAAUUGGAGAUCCUGAACACCAAAGUAAGCCUAAAAGGAAUCUUUGAGGAAAAAAGCCUUCUAGCAAGGAAAUUCAAGAUUCCUGAAGUUGAAGGACUAUACUGACAUGUUUAUAAACAUAACUUUUAUUACAGUAGCAUCUAAGGUUUUAAAUCAGUGUGUUCUGCUUUUACUAUUUCCAGAUUAGAUUUUUAGAUACAAAGAUGAAAAACUCAGAUAACUCAAAUGAGCUAUCUGUAUCCCUACAACCUAAUUGUAUAUUGAGUAGAAACUGAAUUAAUGUUUCCUUGCAAAUAGGAAAUCACAUAGCAGUUACCUCAUGGCAUUGUGACUAAUGGCAUCAAGGCAAAAAUAUGUUACUUUACCAUUUACCUAAGACUGUUAGCAGGUUCUUGUUCCAUAAAGGUAGAAAAUAAAUAUAGAUAACAUCUA